AUGGAGGAGGAGGACAACAAUUCUAGUGAGAUUGACGUUCCAUUGGGUGAUGCUUCGACUAAAGGCAGUAAGGUUGAUUCAGAACUUGUAAUGGAUUAUAGUAAUGAAUUUGUUACUCAUGAGAUUUUCAAGAGUCGAGAUGAGUUAAUUCGAUGGGCACGUCAAGUUGGAAGAAAAAAUGGAUUCGUUAUUGUCGUGCAGAAAUCAGAUGGGGGUGGUAUUCGAGGUAGGAAGCCAAGACUUAGCUUAGCUUGUGAGAGGAGUGGAUCUUAUAGGGACACUCGAAAAAACAGCAGGCCUAAGACAAAAAAAGCAAGACUGACUGAAUAUCUUGAAGGUCAUUCUUAUGCUGGAAGGUUGUCACAUGAGGAAACCUCUUUGUUGGUAGACAUGUCGAAGAGUAUGGUACGACCGAGUGAGAUAUUGGUUACAUUGAAACAACGUGAUGAUGCAAAUGCUUCCACAAUGAAGACAAUUUACAAUGCACGUCAUAGGUAUAAAGUUGCUGAGAAAGCUGGGAGAUCUCAAAUGCAACAACUAUUAGGUCAGUUAGCGAUGAACAAGUACAUUGAGUGGCAUGGGAGCUGUGCAGAUACUGAGACAGUGACUGAUUUGUUCUUUGCACAUCCUACUAGUUUGAAUUUGUUACUUGCAUUUCCAAAAGUAUUGUUGAUGGAUUGUACUUAUAAGACCAAUCGAUAUCGGUUGCCCCUUCUGGAGAUUGUAGGUGUGGCAUCGACAGACAUGACCUUUUCAGUUGCAUUUGCAUACGUUCAGUAUGAGAAGGAGGAUAACUAUACAUGGGCACUUGGUCUUUUGCGUAGUGUCAUGGAUGAAAAUACUCUUCCGUCUGUUAUUGUCACAGAUAGAGAAUUGGCCCUUAUGAAUGCCAUAUGUACUGUGUUUCCUGCAACUACAAAUUUGUUGUGUAGAUGGCAUAUUGGAAAAAAUGUGCUUGCCAAUUACAAAAAGAUGUUUGAGACCAAGGAUAAAUGGGAAAUGUUUAUAAUGAGUUGGAAUAUGUUGGUUAUGUCAUCGUCUGAAAAAGUAUACAUGCAACGACUGUCUUUGUUAUAUAGUGAGUUCAGUACUUAUCAAGAUGCACUUCAUUAUGUUACCUCAUCUUGGUUGGAUACAUACAAGUCAAAAUUUGUGGCUGCUUGGACUGACACAUUUAUGCACUUUGGAAAUUUUACAACAAAUAGGGUUGAGAGUUCACAUGCAAAACUUAAAAGAUAUCUUGGAUCAAGUCAAGGAAAUUUUGAGUCGAAUUGGACAAGGAUACACAAUUUACUUGAGUUGCAACAUAGUGAAAUAAAAUCAUCAUUUGAGAAAAGCAAGUUAAUUGUGCAACAUGAUUUCAAACCUGCGCAGUUUAAGGAGCUUCGUGGUAAUGUCUCAAUUACUGUAUUAGAGAUCAUAUUGGCUGAGUCUAAACGAGCAUCUUCUGUUGGUAUUGAUAUUACGGCAUGUGGAUGUGUUGUUCGACGUACUCACGGUUUGCCAUAUGCACAUGAGAUAGCAAAUUACAUGAGGAAAAAUAGGCCAAUUCCCCUCUCUUCGGUUUGUACAUAUUGGACUAAGCUUGAUAUGUUGAGUACCCCACACACUGUAAGUGAAGAGUGGACUUGUACACCUGAGUUAGAAUUGUUUGCCAAACGAUUUGAGGAAGUGGAUCCAGAUAUGAAGAGGUUCUUGUUACAAAAAUUGAGGGAGUUAGCCAAACCUGAUUGUACAUUUUUGAUUGAGCCGGAAGUAAAGUCUAAUCCACAGGGUCGGCCAAAAUUAAAGAUUGAGACCUCCACUCGUCGUGAGCCAUCUGCGUUUGAAAUAGUUGCUUCAGCACAAGAUAGUCAUCCACCCGGAGUCAUUGCCAAGGCGAGUGUAACAACAAAAAAGGUUCACCGGCUUCGAUCAUUGAAUCCAAAUUGCUUUUUAGAGGCAUUCCCUUCUGAAUUGAGACGAUAUAUUAAAUACGUUAAGGAUGUUGUAGCAGAUAGCAAUUGUGGGUUUCGAGCUAUUGCUGGUUUGAUGGGUUUUGGAGAAGAAGGAUGGUUACAACUCAUUUUGGAGCCUGGUCAUCCUAUUCCACCCAUAGCAACUAACUGGCGGAGGUACCAUGACCCUUGUGCAGUAGGCUGGGACGUUGCAUACAGUUCCAGAGUGCAACAUUUCAAAUCACUCAUCAAUCUAGAUGUAGCCACAAUCGAAACAGUGAACCUGGAUGAGGACUAA
Camellia sinensis is the source of this 2235-nucleotide messenger RNA. Lineage: Eukaryota; Viridiplantae; Streptophyta; Magnoliopsida; Ericales; Theaceae. The record is from RefSeq and is a predicted model, not a curated record.